CCUCUUUCUAUGUUGUAAUAAAGUAAAUCAUAGAAAUAUUUAUACGUGUUUCAUUCGAAAUUGUAGCAACAGAUCUCAAAGCUCCUCCUCUUGGCCAUUUAUUCUCGGCGCUUUCUCAUGGCGGCAGAUCAUAAUCAUUUCGUCACAGAGACCUCUUUCUACAACCGAAUCGUUCUGAGUCAUCUUUUGCCGGCGAGUCUAUGGGAAACUUUACCACAUUUCCUCCAGACGUGGCUCCGGAAUUACCUCGCCGGAAACAUACUCUACUUCAUCUCCGGCUUCCUCUGGUGCUUCUACAUCUAUUAUCUUAAACUCAACGUUUACGUUCCCAAAGAUUCCAUUCCUACAAGAAAGGCUAUGCUUUUGCAAAUAUAUGUGGCAAUGAAAGCUAUGCCUUGGUACACUCUUCUUCCAGCUGUCUCUGAGUAUAUGAUCGAGCAUGGUUGGACCAAAUGUUACACUACACUUGACCAUUUCAACUGGUUCCUCUGUUUCCUCUACAUAGCUCUCUAUCUUGUUUUAGUUGAGUUUGGGAUUUAUUGGGUUCACAAAGAGCUUCAUGACAAUAAAUUUCUCUAUAAGCAUCUCCAUGCGACCCAUCACAUCUACAACAAGCAAAAUACACUCUCUCCAUUUGCCGGGCUCGCAUUCCAUCCGUUGGACGGGAUACUUCAGGCUGUACCGCACGUGAUAGCGCUGUUUAUAGUGCGGAUUCAUCUUAUAACACAUCUGAGUCUUUUGUUCAUAGAAGCCAUAUGGACAGCGAACAUCCAUGACUGCAUCCACGGUAACAUCUGGCCUGUAAUGGGUGCAGGAUACCAUACCAUACACCACACGACGUACAAGCAUAACUAUGGUCAUUAUACCAUAUGGAUGGAUUGGAUGUUUGGGUCUAUUAAGAAUCCUCUCUUAUUAGAAGAAGACAGUUUCAAUAAGGAAACAAAAUAA
Camelina sativa (false flax) is the source of this 948-nucleotide messenger RNA. RefSeq names its product putative Delta(7)-sterol-C5(6)-desaturase 2. Gene Ontology annotation, biological process: lipid biosynthetic process. The record is from RefSeq and is a predicted model, not a curated record. Gene Ontology annotation, molecular function: iron ion binding; oxidoreductase activity. NCBI's taxonomy places the organism in Eukaryota, Viridiplantae, Streptophyta, Magnoliopsida, Brassicales, Brassicaceae.